GUAUGCUUCAAGUUGCUGACAUUGGUGUUGCUCUAGUGGGCUGUUUGAGUUUUUUCUUAGUUUUUGCCCUUAAAAAUGAGCCGAAGACGGGCUCACGAUGAUGAUGACGGAUAUGAUAGAGCCUAUAGAAAAAGACGUAGGGUAUCAGAAAACCAAGAAAUCGAAGACCGCCUGGAAUCCCUUAUAUUACGUGUCGGGGAAAAGAGCACAUCGUCACUUGAAUCCAAUUUGGAAGGACUUGCUAGCGUUUUAGAAGCUGAUUUAAGUACCUUCAGAGCAAAAAUUUUGAGAAUUCUAACAGACUGCGCGAUUCGUAUGCCAGAGAAAUGUACAGUAUACACUACCUUAGUUGGUUUACUGAAUGCGAAAAAUUUCAAUUUCGGAGGAGAAUUUGUGGAGUACAUGGUCAAGACUUUCAAGGAAGCUCUUAAAGGUUGUAAAUGGGACGCUGCUAGGUACUCCCUUAGAUUUUUAGCAGACCUUGUUAAUUGUCAUGUAAUCAGUGCUUCAUCUAUAUUACAACUUUUGGACAAUAUGAUUGAUGCUGCUAAUGAGGACAAUGUUCCACAGGUUCGCAGAGACUGGUAUGUCUUUGCCAUUCUCUCAACCCUUCCGUGGGUUGGUAGAGAACUAUAUGAGAAAAAAGAACAAGCCCUUGAACACUUACUUGUCCAAAUAGAAGUAUUUUUGAAUAAAAGGCCUAAAAAGCACCACAAUGCCUUAAGAGUGUGGGCUAGUGACAAUCCACACCCUCAGGAAGAGUAUUUGGAUUGUUUGUGGGCUCAGAUAAGGAAAUUGAGGCAAGACAAUUGGGCUGAAAAGCAUAUUCCCAGGCCGUAUUUGGCUUUCGAUUCGAUUCUCUGCGAAGCUUUGCAGCAUAAUUUGCCAAGCAUUUUGCCUCCUCCGCAUCACGAUUCUUACCAUUACCCAAUGCCUUGGGUAGUUUUUAGAUUAUUUGAUUAUACAGAUUGUCCUGAGGGACCUAUUUUGCCUGGAGCUCAUUCUAUCGAAAGAUUUUUGAUUGAGGAACAUUUGCAUUCUAUUAUAGAAAUGUAUCAUUUGGAACGCAAAGAUUGUGCUGCUCACUUACUGAAUUUCUCUUACAAACUAAAAAUUCCUCUAGAAUAUUGUAUUGUAGAGGUAAUAUUUGCGGAAAUGUUCAACAUGCCUUCGCCAAGAUAUUUGGAUAUUUGCUACGGUUCGAUUUUGAUUGAACUUUGCAAACUUCAGCCGAGCAGUAUGCCUCAAGUUUUAGCUUUAGCCACUGAAAUGCUGUUUCACAGAAUCGAUUCUAUGAACGUAUCUUGCUUUGACAGAUUCGUCUGUUGGUUUUCGUACCAUCUGAGCAACUUCCAAUUCAGAUGGAGGUGGGAAGAUUGGGACGUUUGCUUAAGCUUAGACUCUGAACACCCCAAACCCAAGUUUAUUAGGGAAGUUAUGUUGAAAAGCAUUAGGCUGUCAUAUUAUCAGAGAUUGAAGGAAGUACUACCAGAGGCAUUUGGUUGUUUUAUGCCACACAAACCAGAACCUGAAUAUAAGUAUGCCAAAGAAGCUGAAGCUGUUAAUCUCCCAGGUACUGCAGCCGCACUUCAACUUGUAGUAACAAUAAGGCAGAAAUGUACUCCAGAGGAAGUUUUGGCAGUUCUUAAAGAUUUGCCCAAUCCACGUUCAGACGAAGAAGGCGACGGCAGAUUCAAUCCAUUAAAAAUUGACGUUUUCGUGCAAACUUUACUGAACUUGGGGUCCAAGAGCUUUUCUCACAGUUUUGCUGCAAUCUCGAAGUUCCAUUACGUGUUUAAGAUUUUAGCUGACUCUGAAGAAGCUCAAAUUUGCAUCUUGCGUAAUAUGUUUGAACUUUGGCACAAUCAUCAACAAAUGAUGGUCGUUUUAGUUGAUAAAAUGUUGAAAACUCAAAUCGUGGAAUGUUCAGCUGUGGCUAAUUGGAUUUUUUCCAAAGAAAUUAGUUCCGAAUUUACUAAGAAUUAUAUUUGGGAAAUUUUACAUUUGACUAUCAGAAAGAUGAAUAGACAUGUAACUAAGUUAACAGGCGAAUUAACUGAUGCUAGAGAAAAGUUGGCCAGAGCUGAAGAAUCUAGUGAUAGUGAAAGUGACGAUGAAAAGAAAAAACAGGACGACGCAGAAAAACCUUCCGAAGAAAUUGUCGAGAGAAUGGAAGAAAAAUUGGAAGCGGCACAAGCCGAUCAGAAAAAUCUAUUUUUGAUUAUAUUCCAGCGUUUUAUCAUGAUCCUAUCUGAACAUUUAGUUAGGUGCGAUACUGACGGUAGAGACUACAACACUCAUUGGUAUAAGUGGACUAUUGGAAGACUUCAGCAAGUAUUUUUGGCUCAUCAUGAACAAGUCCAAAAAUACAGUUCCACACUGGAAACUUUGUUAUUUACGCAGGAUUUGGACCCACAUAUUCUAGAAAUAUUCCAGCAAUUUGUCUCACUUCAAGGCUAAGUGUUUUUUUUCAAAUCUUAACCAAUGCCACUUUUUUUGGCAAUAAAUUUUAUUUUAGUAUAGGAUAUUAUAAUCCAGCAGAAAAUGUCUCAUUUUUGUAUGAAGCACUUCUUUCAUAGUAAAAAAAUAUUCAACAAUUUUAACUGAGAUUUCUGUCUUUUUACAAUAAAACCUUCUAUCUUUGAUUUGCGGUGAGUGAAACAGAGGUGAAACACCUAUUUUAUAAAAUAAUUUUGAAUCAAAAAUCAUGCGCAGAUUGUUGAUUUGAUAGACUGUAAAACAAUUUAGUCAGUUUUGAAUGGCUUUUGUGAAAGUUGGAAUAAAACGCAUUUUUGUUCACGUAUAAUUAUUGAAAACAUAUUUUUAAAUAAAUUAAAUGUAGGUAUCUACCUCCUUCUAGCAA
Messenger RNA from Ceutorhynchus assimilis (cabbage seed weevil), 2863 nucleotides. Lineage: Eukaryota; Metazoa; Arthropoda; Insecta; Coleoptera; Curculionidae. The record is from the annotation of a GenBank genome assembly.